AUGCCUGAAUCGGUACGAGAUGGGCAGCAGGAGGUUAUUUUUCUUCAACGCCUGCACUCUGCUGAGUGUCUCUUCAUCCAGGGCGAGGUAGCAGCGUCGGGCGUAAUCCAACAGCUUCUCCUUGGAGGAGUCAAACUCUCCCACUUCAGCCACUUUCUCGGGGGCCACGAGAUGCAGCUCAGCAAUGGGCGUGGUGGAGGCCACAGUGUUGCGGUCAACACCGUGGAUUUGGAAGGCCUUGGUCAUGUUUUUGAGGCGCUGAUGAAGCGGUCCAGCUGGCACCGCAGGAAGUCCCGCUCCUCCUCCAGAUCCUCAAUUCUUUUCUGUAGCCACGAGUUUUUCUCCACAGAGAUCUGGAGCUGGGUCCGCAGGUUGUUGAUCACCAUGUAUGAGUUGCUGACUGUAGACGGGCCUGCACUCGAGGCUGGUUCUGAGGAUGACAAGAACAGCUCCAGUGUUCACAGUCCAGCCAUGGGACAGAAGUAUGACGGGUUGUCCCAUUGUAAGCUCGCUCUGGUGUUUGCCGUGGUGAUGGACGUGCUGGGUGUGACGUCCCUGCUGGUAGGCGUCUUCGCUUCCCUAGAGAUCCAGGGCGAAGACUUUGGGGAUCUGCUGGUGUACUCUGGAGCUCUGUUGGUCCUGUUUUCCAUGGCCGGCUGGGUGCUUUGGUAUAGUGGCAACAUCGAAGGUCUGCAUUUACAAAAAGACGUGAACGGACGUUUGGGUUCUGCUAUGGACCGACUGGCUCGCUCUGUCAGCCGGAGGAUGCGGAUCCCCAGGACUCACAGCAGUCCCAGUUAGACAGUCAAGGCAACAGUCUGAUUCUUGUUGAGCCAAAUUACUUGAAACAAAAGCAUGAUUCAGGGCUUUUCUUUCUGUCAGUUUUUGAUAAAAAGACCUUUGUUUGGUUGACCUUUGUCAACCUUGGUUUUUAUAAACAGAAUCUGUGGAUGUGCUUAAGUAUGUGCACAUGCACUAGUUUGUAUAGUCGUUUAUAUUAAAAUUAUUUCAAUGAAUGAGUGUCUUUUCUCAGAUGCGUCGUUAAUAAUUUGUCAUCUUUGCUAAAUUAUUAUACAGGUAUAGCUCAGUAAUUUAAAACAUCCUCAGAAAGCGAAUUUCAGUAAAUCUGUUCAUAAAGUUAUGCUCACAUAUAUUCAUUGUAAACAGAGUAUAUAUCUCAAUAUAUUUAUAUUAACGUAUUGCUACUUAUUUUGAUGAUCAUGGGUUACACUCAACGAAAACCCAAAAUGUAGCUUUUAAGAAAAUAAAUGUACUCAAUACUUAAUGGGGACUCCAACUGCAUGAUUUAUAGGAUCUGUACAGCAUGGCAUGGGGAGAACCAGCCUUUGGGUCAGCUGAUACGUCAAAGAACCACAAGUUGCUUUAUUACUGGCUUCCAGUUUGUCUGCAUUGCUGGGUCUGGUGUCCUCAUCUUCCACUUGACAAUCCUCUGGAGCAGUGGUUCCCAGACCUGGUCCUCAAGGCACACUUUCCUUGCUUCCAAACACCUGACACAAUGGAUGGUGGAUUAAAAGGUUUCCGCAGCAUUUGGUGUUUGCAGAGAUCAUUUGAAUCAGGCGUGCUGGAACAGAGACUCAGCUGAUCUCAACAUGCAGGGCAGGGGUACUUGAGGAACAGGUUUGGGAGCCAGUGCUCUAGAAGACCAGUUUACAUGUCAAUCAAGUAUAGCAACACCAUGGUCAUUAAAGCUGGUAUUGAUACUUGUGGCUGUCUGGGCAGGUCCAAGGUUCUGCAGGGAAAUGAAAACAUCCCUAUUAAGCUCGUCAGUAAAGCGAAAUUGUUCCUGAAAUAGAUUUUGGACUUUAUUUUUUAUAAAACACACUAGAAAAAUACCAACAGAUGAUAUGGAACCCCAGAUGAUCCGAGGAUCUUCACACAGAGAGUGUUUAAUUCAUUUUUUCUUCUCUUGAAGCCAUAAAUAUAAAAUUUUUUAAAAUUUGACUUUGUGCUAUAAAAUGUCACAACAUGCCUGGAAAACACCUAACACACCAAAUGCUUAAGAAACUCCUUUUCAAGGGAGACCUGGAAAUAGGCUCUGGUUAUCCCUACUGCUUGUGGACCUAUUACACUUUUUCCUUUCACUAAACUUUACAUUACUACACAGCAGUUUGAACAACCAGCUUCUUCUUAGGGGCUUAUCCUCUUGGUCAAAUGUGUUAUUGACUC
Molecule: messenger RNA, 2187 nt
Organism: Gambusia affinis (western mosquitofish)
Lineage: Eukaryota; Metazoa; Chordata; Actinopteri; Cyprinodontiformes; Poeciliidae
Exons: 3
Coding region: 1-801 (266 amino acids)
Source: RefSeq, a predicted model, not a curated record